AUGUCUUCUCAAGCCCCUAACCUCAAAUCCCAUCCUCCUCCCGUGCCAGACACGGACGUCACCUUCCCACGCCCCCACAUCCUUCAAAUCACCCUUAAUAGGCCCCGCCACCUCAACUCCAUCUACUCGGAGCUCCAUCACGCUCUCGCGCGUCUGUAUGAGUGGUACGACGCGGAGCCAUCCCUCCGGUGUGCCGUACUCACCGGCACGGGGCGCGCCUUUUGCGCUGGCGCGGACCUGAAGGAAUGGAAUGUGCGGAACGCCUCCGCCAACUCUGUGGCACAGUCCUCGGUCACUACGGGCACGGGUGCGGGCGCAGCUACGGCCGCUCCACCGCCCCCCGUCAUGUCCUCGAAUGCUGACUCCAACAUGAGGCCCGCAGGUUUCGGCGGUCUGUCAAACAGGGGCGGGAAGAAGCCCGUCAUCGUGGCCGUCAACGGGCUCUGCUUGGGUGGCGGAAUGGAGAUGAUCAUCAAUGCGGACCUUGUAUACGCUUCCACCAAGGCUAAGUUUGGGUUACCGGAGGUCACUAUCGGCGUCGUCGCCAUUGCGGGUGCCCUGCCACGGCUCAUCAAGGCUGUCGGCCGCCAGCGCGCGACCGAGAUGGCGUUGAUUGGACGGUCGGACUACACCCCUGAACAGAUGCUGUCGUGGGGCCUUGUGAAUCAAGUCGUGGAGCCUGAAAGGCUGUUGGAUACCGCGCUGUCUGCCGCAGAGGCAAUUGCUAGGAACUCGCCUGAUUCUGUCAUCGUGUCGCGCGAAGGACUUAAGACUGGAUGGGAGCCGCUGGGACCCGAGGAGGCUACCGCCAUGAUCGACCGCACGAUAUACCGCAAGAUGGAGGCUGGCGAGAACAUGACGGAGGGUGUCAAAAGUUUUGUCGAAAAGAGAAAGCCGGUUUGGAAGGAGAGCAAGUUGUAA
Colletotrichum truncatum is the source of this 921-nucleotide messenger RNA. RefSeq names its product enoyl-CoA hydratase/isomerase. Gene Ontology annotation, cellular component: mitochondrion. Gene Ontology annotation, molecular function: enoyl-CoA hydratase activity. Gene Ontology annotation, biological process: fatty acid beta-oxidation. The record is from RefSeq and is a predicted model, not a curated record. Lineage: Eukaryota; Fungi; Ascomycota; Sordariomycetes; Glomerellales; Glomerellaceae.